Drosophila serrata is the source of this 2799-nucleotide messenger RNA. Its product is annotated as CLIP domain-containing serine protease B8. The record is from RefSeq and is a predicted model, not a curated record. Gene Ontology annotation, molecular function: serine-type endopeptidase activity. Gene Ontology annotation, biological process: proteolysis. Lineage: Eukaryota; Metazoa; Arthropoda; Insecta; Diptera; Drosophilidae.
AAAAAUGAAAGUGUUGUACGCGGUGGUUUUUCUUGGCCUUCUUUGCCUGGCCCACGAGGCCAAAGCCCAGUAUCAACGUUGCUUGAAUCCCAACCAGCGAAGUGGCUUCUGUGUACAAAUCAAGCAAUGUCAGACACUGUACUCCGUGUUGCAGCAGGAUCGAUUAACCGAUUCGCAAAAGUUGUUUAUCAAGAACUCAGCUUGUGGCAUGAGCGCUGAUAGGCAACCUUUUGUAUGUUGCACUCAAGAUACAGGAUAUACCGGAAGGACACAGAGAUUGACACCUUCAUUUCCGGACUAUGAAGGUUUUGGUGGCGAUUGGGAGGAAGAGCGUCCCACUAGAUUUACCUUUCCCAAUCAACAAGUCACUCGUCCCUGGAGCUUUGGUCAGCCGCAAGCCAGAGAUAGGAGUUCUGUACAGACUUCCACUUUCAAUGGAGCUGAUGGCUCUAGACUAUUGCCACAGCCACCCAAUUGUGGGGGCGUGGCCAUUAAGAACAGGAUCUAUGAUGGCGAGGAUGCUGACCUCAAUGAGUUUCCCUGGAUGGUUUUAUUGGAGUAUCGUCGUCGCACUGGUAAUGGACUGGCCACCAGUUGUUCAGGAUCGCUGAUCAAUCAGCGUUAUGUCCUUACAGCGGCCCAUUGUUUGACGGGAAGGAUAGAAAGGGAAAUCGGAACACUUGCCUCUGUGAGAUUGGGUGAGCAUGACACACGUACCGCCGUGGACUGUCCCGCCGGCGGUGGCGGUUGCUCCCAGGAGGCCCAGCGCCUCGGUUUCGAGGAGAUCCGGGUUCAUGAAAGAUAUACGGAAAAGUCGAAGAACCAACUCCAUGACAUUGGUCUUAUUCGCUUGGAUCGGAAUGUGCGAUACACGGACAAUAUUCGACCCAUUUGCAUGCCCUCGUCUGUGGGUCCGGAAAUGCGUCAGUCGGGUCAAUCCUUUACGGUUGCUGGAUGGGGUCGCACCCUGAAGAUGGCCCGGAGUCCUAUUAAGCAGAAAGUUGAAGUGAAUUAUGUGGAGCCGGCAAAGUGUCGUCAGCGAUUCUCACAGAUUAAAAUUGCCGUUGAGUCCACACAACUGUGUGCCGGUGGACAGUUUGGACAGGAUAGUUGUGAUGGAGAUUCUGGAGGACCAUUGAUGCGAUUCCGUGGAGAUUCUUGGGUCCUGGAGGGCAUUGUGUCCUUUGGCUACAAGUGUGGUCUGAAGGACUGGCCAGGAGUUUAUACAAACGUUGCUGCCUAUGAUAUCUGGAUCAAGCAGAAUAUUGUAUCUAUAUAUCUAUAUAUUCAUAUAUCAAUGCAGCUUAGUUCGUUUCUUCAAUUAUGGAUUUUCUUAAGCUCUUGUUUGUUGACAUUGGCUGAGAUCGAUUUAAGGGAUAUGGUUUAUCAGCAAUGUGAUAUUCCCAAUGAAUCGAAGAGAGGCAUCUGCCUGGAGGUCAGCAAAUGUGCGGCAUAUCUUCAGGUGCGAAAUGCCACAAAUUUGCCGGCGGAAAAGGUGAACUUCCUCAAGAAGGUUCAGUGUGAUAUGGAGCAGAGGAUGGGGGAUACUGAAAGUGCCUAUGAAUCCCUUGUCUGUUGUCCUGCCAAUGGUCAGGAUUAUCUAUUUCCUGUUCUGCAAUUCUCCAAGUUUGAGUACCGGCGUUUCCUGGACGUGACUUCUCGGUUUAAGCGUAAAAAGUUAAAGCGUCGCAUUCAGACUGUGGAACCUAGUUCUGGAUUUAAUCUGCUCAAUGAGUGUGGCAAACAGGUGACCAAUAGGAUCUAUGGCGGUGAAAUUGCCGAACUGGAUGAGUAUCCCUGGCUGGCACUGCUCGUCUACAACUCAAAUGAUUAUGGCUGCAGUGGCGCCUUGAUUGAUGAUCGUCAUAUUCUCACAGCCGCCCAUUGUGUUCAAGGAGAAGGAGUACGUGAUCGAAGGGGAUUAAAACAUGUUCGUUUGGGUGAAUUUAAUGUUAAAACGGAGCCGGAUUGCAUUGAGGAACCAAAUUACUUGAGCUGUGCCGAUGCCGCCUUGGAUAUAGGUUAUGAGACAAUCCAUGUGCAUCCGGAGUACAAGGAGUUUUCCAAUUAUAAAUACAAUGAUAUAGCUAUUAUUCGACUGAAGCAUCCCGUAUCUUUUACGCAUUUUGUAAUGCCAAUAUGUCUGCCCAAUAGAACGGAGCCUUUGACCUUAGCCGAGGGUCAGAUGUUUUCGGUUUCCGGUUGGGGAAGAACGGAUUUGUUCAACAAAUACUUCAUCAACAUCCAUAGUCCCAUCAAAUUAAAGCUAAGGAUUCCCUACGUUUCCAAUGAGAACUGCACCAAGAUUCUGGAGGCCUUUGGUGUCCGUUUGGGUCCGAAACAGAUCUGUGCCGGUGGGGAGUUCGCCAAGGAUACGUGUGCAGGAGACUCUGGAGGUCCUUUAAUGUACUUUGACCGGUUGCACUCACGAUGGGUGGCCCACGGUGUGGUCAGCUAUGGAUUCACUCAAUGUGGAAUGGCUGGAAAACCGGCGGUGUACACAAAUGUGGCAGAGUACACGGAUUGGAUCGAGGGCGUUGUCCAGAUGGAAAAGGCCAAGAACCAACAGACGCAAUCGCAGCAACAGAAACAGCAGCAAAAGCAGCUGUCUUGACGUCAGAUUUCUAUAAUUCUACUUUCCGAAAAGGGAAGAACAAUUGGCGCCUAAUUAAAAUGGGCGGGGCAGCUGUUCUGAUCCAAUAUUCAGAUCUAUUUGCAUCCCGUUCAUAUUUGUACAUAUUUUGCUAAUUACCUAACAGCCAUCAACUAUUUGGUUAAGCGUGUGAGUGAGUGAGUGAG